Mycotypha africana is the source of this 3066-nucleotide messenger RNA. Its product is annotated as histidine phosphatase superfamily-domain-containing protein. Lineage: Eukaryota; Fungi; Mucoromycota; Mucoromycetes; Mucorales; Mycotyphaceae. Bases 132 to 3005 code for a protein of 957 amino acids. Gene Ontology annotation, molecular function: inositol hexakisphosphate kinase activity; diphosphoinositol pentakisphosphate kinase activity; 5-diphosphoinositol pentakisphosphate 1-kinase activity. Gene Ontology annotation, cellular component: cytosol. The transcript has 10 exons. Gene Ontology annotation, biological process: inositol phosphate biosynthetic process; inositol metabolic process. The record is from RefSeq and is a predicted model, not a curated record.
AGAAAAGGUUUUUUGGGUUAUCUCAUAAACAGCAAAAAACAAUAAACUCCUCCCUUUUUUCUCUUGAUUUUUUUUUCAGCUUUAUUUUUCUCUUUUUCUGUUGGCUGUCUAUAGCAGUUGAAACGAUCACUAUGCCUGCAGCACUCUCACCUUCACCAUUGAAAAGAACCGAGUCCACGAGCAAAGCACAAUAUGUGAUUGGUGUAUGCGCCAUGGAUAAAAAAGCGAGAUCAAAACCUAUGCGUUAUAUUUUAGAUAGAAUGCUUACUUACGGAGAUUUCGAAAUUGUUAUUUUUGGAGAUAAGACGAUUAUUGAUGAAGAGGUUGAAAAUUGGCCGGGUUGCGACUUUUUACUAUGCUUCUUCUCGGCUGGUUUUCCAUUAGACAAAGCGAUUCAAUAUGUUAAACUCCGUAAACCCUUCAUUGUCAAUGAUGUGUGUAUGCAAUCGUUGCUAUGGGAUCGUCGUGUUGUGAUGGCUAUAUUGGAUGCUGCAGGUGUACCCACUCCACCGCGUUUGGUCAUUUCUCGUGAUGGAGGCGCCAAAGUAGAUCCAGAGGCUGCGGAAGCCUUUCAUAGAACGACCGGCAUGGAUAUCAAACGCGUGUUGGGGAAAUAUUCCAAGAAUACCAAGCAUUGCAAGGUCUCUGAAGAGGGUGUGGAAGUCGAUGGAGCUUUUUUGCCCAAGACGUUUCUAGAAAAGCCUGUCGACAGCGAGGAUCACAAUAUCAACAUUUACUAUGAUAGAGAAAGAGGAGGUGGGGGCAGACGCUUGUUUAGAAAGAUUGGCAAUAAAUCAAGUGAAUUUGAUCCGCAUCUGAAUAUACCUCAUUCCGAUGGAUCGUGGGUGUAUGAAUCAUUGAUGAUGACAGAAAAUAGUGAGGAUGUGAAAGUUUACACGGUAGGAGCGAGCUACGUUCAUGCAGAAACAAGAAAAUCACCGACCGUGGAUGGUUUAGUGAAGCGUAACACAGAAGGCAAAGAAAUUCGGUAUGUUGCCGAACUCACACACGAAGAGAAAAUGAUUGCUGGUAAAGUGUCCAAGGCGUUUGGACAAAUGAUCUGCGGAUUUGACUUGCUACGUGUGAAAGGCAAAUCCUACGUGAUUGACGUCAAUGGUUGGAGUUUUGUAAAGGGCAACGAGUAUUAUUACGAUCAAUGCGCCAAACUGUUGUCUCAGGCGUUUUUGCGAUCCGUUCAACGACGUCCCUCCAUUUCCAUCCACGAUAUUCCUCGCGAAAUUUUACCGGAAAACGCUUGGCGACUGAAAGGCUUUGCUGCCGUCUUUCGGCACGCUGAUCGAACACCGAAAAGCAAGCACAAAAUUUCGUUAGUGGCAUCCCCCUUUGUGGAUUUGCUAGAAGGAAGUACGCAGGAGGUCGUUUUCCGUCAGAAACAUCAAUUACAGUUGGUCAUCGAUGCGAUCGACAAGUGUUUGGAUAGGAAGCUGGAGAAUGAACAAAAACUCUUGUCAUUGAAGGAGAUUUUGGACAGAAAGAAAGAAUUGCCUGGCACAAAGGUUCAAGUAAAACCUAUUUUUGAUAAAGAUUCCAAUACAUUAAAGAAGUUGCAGGUCAACGUUAAAUGGGGUGGUGAAUUUACUCAUGCAGGUUUGCAUCAAUCCAGAGAUCUAGGUGAAAAUCUAAGAAAAGACAUGAAGAUUUUGAACAAACAUGUAACAGAUGACAUCAAAAUUUGGAGUAGUUCUGAACGUAGAGUUCGUGCCACAGCCGAUGUUUUCACACGUUAUCUUUUGGGAAGACCUGAAUCGAUUGAAGGUGUUAUUUCUGAGAGCAAGUAUUUACUCGACGAUAGUAAUGCUGCUAAAGAGCAGAUGGAUGCUGUCAAAAAGCAGCUUAAAGUCAUGCUUCGACCAGGCUACGACAUCCCAGCGGCUCUUUUAGCUCAAUGCGGCUGGCCCGCAGACCUACCUCAACCGCACGCUGUGUUGCAGAAAGUGUCGACUUUGAUGGCACGUCUUCGCACGAUCAUGCGUAUCAAUUGGUGCACGAAGGACGUAGAACAGCUUCAGCGCCGCUGGUGUUGCUUUGAAUCACCCACGCUCUUUAAAGAACGAUGGGAGAAGCUAUUUCAAACGUUCUGUUCCAGCGAUGACAUGGAUACGGGGAGUGAUUCUGAUGCCACGGCCAUGGUCAACGUUGCGAAAACAGAAGAAGAAGAAGAAGUACAAGUACAAGCAUCCGCGUUCUGUCCUGACCCGUCGGGCGUGCCGGAACUGUAUGACUCUUUAAAAUAUGAUGCUUUGCACAAUCGUCAGUUCUUAGAGGCUAUCUUUAGUGAGCCAGAGGGCGCUCUUACGUCGGACGCUUCAACACCCAUCGAAAUACGUAGCAAUACAAGCAGCAGCAUCAGCUCGGAUAUGUCCAAUCAUUAUCGAUCUGUAGAAAAAUGCGAAAAGGGCAAUCCUGAUCUGCGCAAUCUGUAUACUUAUGUGCGGGUCUUGUUCAACUUUAUUGCUCCUCAAGAAUAUGGUAUUAGUGAGAAGGAAAAGAAGUCCAUCGGUUUGCUGAUUUCGUUACCCUUGCUCAAGAGUAUUUUGCGUGAUUUGGAAGAUUUCAAGGCUUCUGAAAAGCCUAAAACGCGAUUGUAUUUCACGAAAGAAUCCCAUGUUCAUACCCUUUUGAAUCUGGUCUAUCUAUCGGGUUUACCUACCAAGUAUCCUAGACCCGUUUUGCCAGAACUAGACUUUUUGACACAGAUCACAUUUGAAUUGUAUGAAAGAAAUAGACAUAACGGUACGGAAAAGGAAUAUUCACUUCGCAUUGCCUUCAGCUCUGGUGCACAUUAUGAUUGUAUCUUGGAUUUACACAUGGAUGCUGAACAUUGCCUGAAAGUAGCACCACGAAGAAAUUUGAUUCCACAUUUAUCGCUAGACGAAGUACUUCAAUAUUACAAAACAGCCUACCUCAGAAUUCCCGAGUUAGCGAACAUUGAAAAGCAAAUUGAAGAACGAAAGUUGUACUAUGCCCAGGAAGAUAAUCAAUGACUCGAAUAAAAUUUAUUUCCUUUUAGAUUUUGAAUGGAAUAAUCCUACUUUAACAAAAGUU